AAAAGUAAUAGAAAUGGCGGAUGAUAAACAACAACAUGAUAGAAGAGUGUUUUCGUGUACAACAUGCGAUUUCACAGUUGAUUAUCAUUAUAAAGGUAGAAAACCUCCUUUUGCUAAUUGCAUAUUACUUCAUGAAGAGUGUUAUGUCCUGAAAGAUCCAUUCUCCACAUCGGGAGGCUUUGUGACUGUUGGAGGACUGUGUUCAAUGUGUAACAGAGACGUCUGUCUCUCAAAUGGGUGCAGCUUGUUUUAUACACAGAGGUUUUGUACAAACUGUUCAGUCAAACACAUUCAAGAGUUUCCUCAUGAACUUCAGCAGGAAAUUAUGCACAAGCUGAAAAGUUGACAGUGAAAUAUUUUGUGGGAGCUACUAAAGUUGAAGCUGUUAGAGAGAGAAGAAGCUUGGCUAUGCUCGAAUGUGCUCAUCAACAGCUGUAAAUGCAAGAAUUUGAGUGACCGAAAAUAUUAGUCUGUAUUUUAAUGGUCUAUUGCUUGUGUACUAUGACACCAGGAAUACAAUCCAAGCUGGAUAAACUGUUGAGAAUGAUCAUUAUCAUUCAUAAUCAAAAGUUGUGAUACUUUUUAAUAUUUGACAGAGAUCAUGUAACCUACUUCUUUAUGUCAUUGCAAGUGUUAUGUCCAAAUAGCAAUUUGUUUUCACAUCCUAGCUUUUUCUUGACAAACUGGUCCGAGUUUUUUAAAUUUAUAUUAUCUAUCUUUUUUUUAAAAUAUUGGUAUGUAUUUUAUAUAAAAGCCUUUUUUCUAUAUUUGAUAUUGUUUGUUCAAGUGUGGUAAAAUGAAAUCAGCACUUUCAGGAUUUUUCAAAUCCAAUUUUUCUGUGUGAAAAAGUUCCCCUUUUAGACCUUGCAAUCUCUAGGGCAGAUGAUGUUAAUGUCAUCUGUUUGUUUGGCCAAUGGUUAAGAAGAAGGGUGUAGUCAUUGUUAUAAUCUGCCAUUUAACUUGUCUUAUGUAUUAUGUAAUGCAAUGUAACACAAAUUUAAAAUGAUACCAUAUACCACUGUUUAUAAAAAUAAAUAUCAUUAUGCACGGUCAUAAGUUAGCCUGAAAUUUCUUAAAGUAAAAAUGUGUAUGAAAAAAUUGUAUAUCAAUUAAUAUUUGGUAGCUUCGAGCUUGUAAAUUUAUAAUCCAAAUCAAUAUCAGGGAUACUCCGAUACUAACAAAAUCAAGUCAUACUCGAAAGUAUAUAU
This is a messenger RNA of Biomphalaria glabrata, 1208 nucleotides long. RefSeq names its product cysteine-rich DPF motif domain-containing protein 1-like. The record is from RefSeq and is a predicted model, not a curated record. The transcript has 4 exons. The coding region runs from base 14 to 346 and encodes 110 amino acids. NCBI's taxonomy places the organism in Eukaryota, Metazoa, Mollusca, Gastropoda, Planorbidae.